Messenger RNA from Periophthalmus magnuspinnatus, 3819 nucleotides. It is a transcript of the gene tmem168a, whose product is annotated as transmembrane protein 168a. NCBI's taxonomy places the organism in Eukaryota, Metazoa, Chordata, Actinopteri, Gobiiformes, Gobiidae. The transcript has 6 exons. Bases 204 to 2288 code for a protein of 694 amino acids. The record is from RefSeq and is a predicted model, not a curated record.
CGCGUAUCACGUAAUAUGAGCCAUGUCAGACACCGUAGUGUGAUACCCGGAAGCGGAGCUGCUGUCAUCGUCCAAACAAGAAAAAUGGGUUGAUGUCAUAAUCUUUCAUAUUGGUCUUGAAGAGAAUCUGGACAUGGUGACUUCUCCCAGAGUUCACUGACACAGUCGACAGCUGAACUUUUCAGUUUGACCAAAAGUGUGUCAUGGCUCGAGAGGAAGAAGAAGAAGAGCUGACUCCAGCUGAAACUCCUAAAGAGGUGGAUGUCUUCACCUCUGUACGAUGCCUGGGUUACCUCUCCAGUAUCAACCUUCUAGUGGCAGUGUGCGUGGGCAUGUAUGUGCGAUGGGAGGUCACCAGCGAGCCUAUGAUUUUGGUCAUCUUCAUCCUAGGACUAUUUGUAAUGGGAAUAGCCAGCAUCUUUUAUUACUAUUUUGCAAUGGAAAAAGCCAGCCUCAGUUUGUUCCAUUUAUGGGGUGGCUUUCUACUUGGCCUUCUGUGCUUCCUCAAUAGCCCUGCAUUGGAUUCAAACGUAAAGGAAAUUGUAGCAAACUAUUUACUUUUAGCCUGUGUUGUAAUGAAGGCUGCAUGGGCAUUGACCGAGCGAAUAUGUAACUCUGUGCAUUACAAACCCGCCUUACUCACAUCAGCUGAAUUUUUAGAACUCCUGGGAUUUGCCAUUGCAAGCACCACGAUGCUACUCCAAAAAUCUGCAGCUAUAAUCGGUUUGGUGGUUGCUCUGGGAGCUCUCAUCGUGGACUUAAGGAUGAAGGCACUGCUAGCCUUACCCAAUCUGGUCACUUUUGCCUUGAUUACCUCCUUAGUUUUCUUUCAUGCCUUGGACAUUGCUGCCAACCCAUUUGCCUUGGGAUGCUAUUUGGGCAGGCAGCUGUGUGAGCCCGUGCUUGACGUGUAUUUCAGUGGUUUGGGGCCGUGCGAACGCUGGAUGCCGGUGUUGUCGUUGGGGAAAGUGUGGAGGCUUCUCUCUCUGUUGCCUCUCAGUAUCAUUGAGAUAUACUACUUUGUCCUGGCUGCAUUAAAGCUGGGUGACUUGGAGCAGUGGUAUCUGGUCAUCCCUGGGUUCUGCCUCUUUGGACUGUUCUGGUCCAUCUGUCAUAUUAUUCUGGUCAUCACAAUCUGGGGCUUCCACACCAAACUCAGUGACUGCCAGAAGGCCUGGAGGGCACAGAGAACCGGGACAAGGAGCCUGGACCAAGUCAUGGCUUCCAGAGGCAUUCGACAUUUCUGCCUCAUAUCAGAGCGACUGGUCUUCUUCACCAUAUUGUCCACCGUCAUACUAGGAGCUGUGUCCUGGCAGCAGUCCAAUGGGCUCUUCCUCAGUGCUCUGCUGGUGGUGCUGCCUCUGGAAUCGCUGACUCAUGCCUUAUUUUACGAACUGGGAAGCAGUUUGGGAGGAACCUGCGUUGGCUACGCUCUGGUUGUGCCAACAGCGUACUGCAGUGCGGAUGGCCAGCCUGCCCUGUUACCUCCAGACCAGGUGCAGCAGUUGAACAUUCGGGCCACAGGGAUGCUCAACAGUGUCCAGCGCCUCUUCUCCCACCACAUGGUCCAGACCUUUGGGUGUGAUUACUCCACCAGUGGUCUCACUCUGGAGGCUACGCUCAACAAACUGCGCAGCUUCCUGGAGCUCCGGACUGCAGACGGACCGCGCCAUGACACCUACCUGAUAUUUUACAGUGGGCACACGCACAAAGCCACUGGAUCUUGGGCUUUGGCUGGUAAUGAGAGUCUCCACCUGGCCCAGUUAUUGGAGUUAUGGAAGGAGAAAAACGCUGGCCACUGUGCGCGACUAAUCAUCGUUUUGGACACCGAAAAUUCGUUCCCAUGGGUAAGAGACAUCCGAAGAGUGGAUGGCGUUUAUGUGGCUGUGCAGGGGGCGGAGCUAACAAACACCAGAGUAGAUCCGGAACUUGGCGAGAUCCCAUGCCUUGGAGACUUCACGGCCGAGUGGGUAGAUUUCAACUGCAACCCUGAUUCCAACUGCCAGUGGUCAGACAAGGCUCGCACCGUUUCGGCUAUUUACGGAGUGUCCAAGCGCUGGAGUGACUACACGCUGCACCUGCCAACAGGAAGUGAUGUCGCCAAGCAUUGGAAGACUCACUUUCCAAAGGCAACGUAUCCUAUGGUGCACUUGUCCAACUGGUGCUGCGGGCUGAAUCUGUUCUGGUUGUGUGGAGUGUGUUUGAGGUGCUUUCGGAGGUGUAAGCUAGCCUGGUUCCCGCCCACUGUACUGGACACUGGGCUAGGCAUCAAACUGGUACAUUCAUAGACAAUAAAGAGAAAUGGAUCAAUGGAUUUGGGAAAUUGCAGUAAGAUUUUUUUUUAAUGUGUUCUACAAAAGGGAGAAUGGAAAAGUUGUGGUUUUAAGGUUUGCUGAUUUGUACUUGAUUUGCCGUAUACUGUGCCUAUCUAAUACAUGUUACAAGAGCAUUAGCAUGUUACAUGCACACAUAAGUAAAUUACUGAAUUGUGAAAACUUUAUUGUAUUUCCGUAGAUUUUCAAAGUGGGGGUUAAAUGGUUGUCCUAGUCCUAAUUUGAAUGUGGUCUAUGUGCACCUGUAUUCUUAAAAUAUAAAUUUCUGUUAAAAUGUAUUAAACGUAUUAUUAAAUGUAUUAUGGCCUUUUUAUUCACAAAACGUUUGUUUGAAUUAAGCUAAAAUAACUUUUCAUUGAUUUACUGAUGUGUGCUUGUAUACUGUUAAUAUAAAUGGGUGGCAUUUAAUGUCAAUUUAUUGUAACCAAUGUAACCAUUAUUUGUUUUUUGUUUUUUAAGUUAUCCAUGUUCUUGGGUUUUGGUGUUGUUUUCAUUUGCCUUUAUAAGUGCCUUACUGAUCUUUCUUUUUAAGUUUUUUUUUUAUAUAUAUAUAUAUAUAUAUAUAUAUAUAUAUAUAUAUUUGUGCCAAAGUUAUGUUUAUAUAAGUUAAAUGUGCAUUAUCUAAUCUUUUCGGUGGGGCAUUUGCCACCUGCUUUUCUCGAUCGAGAUGCUAUUGCCUUUCCUGGAAUGAUCAACGGUAUGACAUAACAUUUUUCUCGUUGUCUCGUUUAUGUUUUUUAUUGCUCAGAAUUACUUUUUAAAUAAUACCUCUUGGGCUUGUUUCUGCUAUAUAGUUAUAACCUAUGACACUCAUGGAUUGUUAUGUUAUAAUUUGCACUUUUUAAAUCUCAGUAUUUAUCUACCUAAGAUUUCCACGUCAUUGUGAGCCAGGCCACCUCUGCACAAAUGUGUAAUGAGGCCCGUUUGUAUCACCUACUUGUCUGCAUGGAGCUAGAUAUGUUUGCCAUACUCUGGAACAUUAUAGCCAACCCAGUAACAUGAGGCAAGCAGGUGGCAUAUCCUCCUCUAGAAAAGUUCCAUAAUGCACCUUUAAGCAUGAAUUUAUGACUGCAAGUAUGCGGUUGUUAAGAUAUGUGUAAGGAAAACGGUCCUGUGGUACUGGUUAAAUGGCUUUUGGACAUGAUUCACUGAUGCCUUUGCCCCUCUGCUAACCACACUGACAAACCACAAUGUCGAUCCGUCUUUCAAAUUGAAGGAUAUUUUCCAUCUCACAUUUUAAAAGCCAUUUAUCAUUGAAAUCUGAUGACAGGGCUGUUCUGCAUGUUGGCAAAAUACAACAGUUGCACCCUAAGUUACUAUAUUGUAUUAUCGCUGACAAUCAAGCUGCAGGAAAACCAAUCUUUACUGUGCUCCCUUUUUUUUUUUUUUUACUUUUAAGUAUUAUUUUCCUAUCCUUUGCAUUUUCCCUGAAGAAAUGUUAUGUCUGAAAAUGACAAACUUUGGGAAUAAACCAAUUUGAAAACCU